Messenger RNA from Microthlaspi erraticum, 555 nucleotides. NCBI's taxonomy places the organism in Eukaryota, Viridiplantae, Streptophyta, Magnoliopsida, Brassicales, Brassicaceae. The record is from the annotation of a GenBank genome assembly.
AUGAUCAAGUGUAGCUUACGUCAUUAUCCUCUAUGUGAGGGGAUAUGUAUCAAUGGUUUUUUGUAUUAUGUAGCUGUGGUCUACGGGUUUGAAAGGCGAUAUGGGAUAGUUUGCUUUGAUAUUAGGUCUGAGAAGUUUGAGUUGAUCAAAAAAUAUGUCGUGCUUUCCAAGUUGGUAAACUACAUGGGUAAGUUAGCUACACUCAAAUGGGACAAAGAGUUUGAUGAGAUUUCUGGAAGAACUAAGAGUUUAGAGUUGUGCGUUCUUGAAGAUGCCAAUAAACUUGAAUGGUCGACGCGUACUUUCGUUCUGCCCGCUUUGUGGAACCAUGUAGUUGCAGGUUUCAAGUUAUGCAUUCUUGGAGUCACCAGAACAGGUGAAAUCGUCUUUGCUCAUUCAUCUGACCCAUUUUUCCUUAUCUACUACAAUCUCGAGAGAAACACUUUCACAAAAGGUUAUAUCCAAGGAAUGGAUGCGUUUAAUCCUUGCAAGGUUCACACUUUUCUAGAUCAUGUAGAGGAUGUGAAGUUUGGGGGAGUGUUUAGGACAACAUAA